CAAAUGUCAAAAUUUCCUUUGUCAUAAAUGUUUCGCUAGUGAAAUUAACAGCUGUUUUCUUCGAUUUCUUUGGUAUUUUUAUCACAGUAAUAUCAUUAUUUCUGAAUCAAAAGGUAUAUCAUUUUUCAUAUCGGGUCAUGUUAGAUAUCAUUAGCUAUAUAGUAGUUUUAAAAUGAAACAAAGAACUCGCCAAAUGCUAAAUGGAGAUGAAUUACUUGGACAUAACGUAAAUAUGAACAGAUCAAGUGAUUCAUACAAUAGUGAAAUUCAACUGCACAGGAUUAAACCUCAAGAUCAUUUUAUUGAAGCUCAAGUACAAGAAGGAGAUACGCUGCAAGCAAUCGCUCUACGAUUUUAUUGUUCGAUUUCAGAAUUAAAGAGGAUUAAUCAUAUACACAAGGACAAUGAGAUAUUUGCUCGACGGACAAUAAAAGUGCCCGUGACACCAUACUCUGUACUCACAGAGCUUAUACCACCACCAGAGGAGAGUCAGCCAAUACCAUCAACAUCAAAGCAGUUGCUGCCAAAUCUUAGCAUACCUAAUAUUUUACAACAUGCUUCUGUUAAUGGACUCACUAGUGAAAUUGUAAAAGAUGUUGCGAAAACAGGAGAUUCUAAAGAAAAUGACUGCGCUAUAGACUGUAAUGCUGUUGUUUUGAACAGCACACUGACCCCAUCUGUCAUACCUUAUACAGAUUCUGAACAAAAUGAGGCAAUAUCUGAAGAUACUCAGUUGUUACCGAAUAAUAAACCAAAGAUAUCGGUGGAAGCGGUUGUUGUGAAGGAGUUGACUUCCCAUGGUGCUGAUUUUGGGUUAAAAUGGUUCCAUUUGGUUGGCUGCAUGCUUGUACUAGGGGUUGUAAUACCACUUGUAUAUGUCAUGUUUUAUCUAGACAAGCACACAGACACAUCUCUGCAUCCCACAUGAUGAAUAUUUUGGACUUGAUCUGAUCAAAAGCUUUAAGUUGUGGAUAUUUUAGUAAACAUUUUAAUAUUAACAUUCAAUGUAUGUAUAUAAUAAGGUAACUUGAUUAUUAUAAA
Molecule: messenger RNA, 1041 nt
Organism: Papilio polytes (common Mormon)
Lineage: Eukaryota; Metazoa; Arthropoda; Insecta; Lepidoptera; Papilionidae
Product: lysM and putative peptidoglycan-binding domain-containing protein 3
Exons: 3
Coding region: 173-928 (251 amino acids)
Source: RefSeq, a predicted model, not a curated record